UCAUGGCGGUCGCUUGGGGGCGCUGUCUGGGCGUCUGUGUGGAGACACAGCUGACGCCACAGAGUUGCAGUGUCACAGGAACCUGACGUGGGUCUGAGGGCCACUCGACUCCGGAUUUAGGAGAGACUCCUGUCAAUUGUCCAGACACCUACCGGGCGAGAGACGUCUUUACUGGUUGUGGAUUUGACUUUUUUGACUGAUUUAAAGCAAAAUGAAAUCAACAGUUUCUAAGUGAACGACUUUAUUUUCUCAAAUGUUUCUCUAGAAAGUUGCAUAAGAGCUUGAGGCUGGUCGGAGGCUCAGAUAAUUGGAGAUUUUUACAAUGUUUUAUGGAGUAAUGUUCGAGGUUCACACUCGAAAUAUCUUCAGAAAAUGAUUUUGCUUUGAAUUCUCGAGUUAUUUUUUUCUGUACUUAAAAAAACUAACUCAUUUAGGCUUAGAUGGUUGUGCUUGAGUGCAAAAUGUUUGUCCUCUCUAUUUGGUCUUCCAGUUUCCCAAAUUUAAUAUGCCUUGACUUUCAUACAAAUCCCUGUAACAGCCUCCCAAAGUUGUGUUUGGGGUGUAUGUAGCGUUAUUAACGCCCAAUACUGCGGUCAUAACUGUGACGUCACGUUUUAACUCAUGAACUGGACUGCGACAAGGAGAAACAAAAUCUAGUUAAAACUAUUUUAGAACUCAAAUUGCUACUUAAAGAUUUGUGUUUUGGGACAGCAAAAAUAUAUGAAUUCACCAUCGAGUUUUGAGAUGAAAUAGUAACUUGACGCAUAACAGAUGACGCCGUUUACAAACUGAAUUGACGCGCGUGACUUUUUCUUUCAAACGCCACGCCGUGAACGCGCUUCAGGCUGAAUGAAAGAAUCCUGGGUUAACAAAGAUGGCGUCCCACUAACGGCUUGCUUCAGCCGAUUCCUCCUCUUCUGUGCGGGUAUGCGCCGGCGCCCCUGUGUCAGUGGAGUUAGCCCUGGGGUCCGCGUGAGCCCCACUUUAGUUAGUCUCUAUAAAACCUCCACGUCCACGCUGGAUCAUCUCGGAUAACUGCGCGGGCACGCGUCGGCCACAGGGGAGAGUAGACGAUCGCCGAACUGUGGAUCACAGCUCAUGGACCAAACAACAGGUCAGACCGGAACUCUUCUCUCAUCAUGACGUUGCUGAGGCGAUCGAGACUGCCAGGUCCAACAUGAGCAGCGCCUGGAUCAGAGGUAUUGCUGGACGGAUCAAUGCCAAGCGAACCGUCGCUCUCCGUUUGUCCCCGCCCGCACGCCGUACUUUCACAUGACUUCCCCUCCGUGUGACCCACAUUCCUCCGGAGGAUCAACUCCGCCGACCCUUCCCUUGAUGGAUCUGGACUCUGCUGUGUCCAGCUCCUGACAUCUGCUGCUGUGUCCGGACUUGGACCGGAACCCCCGCCGUGAUGCGGACUCUCUGAAAGUUGCUUUUCUUUUUUACCAGAACUGAUGAACUGUUCUGGACUCGGUGAUGGCUGAGAUGGCACCACCCGAAUCCAGAUGGUGUAGCUACUUCCUGGUCUAUGAUGGAUCCCUGGUUCAGGGCGAGGGGGACCGCACCAGAGAAGGGAUCUGCUACUUCUACCCCGAACAGACGCCCCUGGACAGCCAGGAGCUGCUGUGCGGUCAGCUGGCCGGCGUCUGCCGCUGCGUUUCGGAGCUCUCCUCCUCUCCCGUCCGCGUCCUCAGACUACGGCGCAAUAAGUUUGCCAUUCGCAUGAAGGACGACUUCAUCUGGGCCCUGGGCUGCUCCGUGGAUGUCCCCACUGUCAGCGUCUGCCAACUCCUCGACCAGCUGAUCGACCUCUUCUGCUUCUAUAACGGACCUGUUCGACAGAGCUACCAGCUCCACAGCAGGGAGUCUCUGGCGGCUCGGUGGGCUCAGUACCUCUCGUAUCUGCUGCCGGGUUCGUCGGAGCUACAUCAAAUCUUCAGCUGCCUCAAGACCAUCGACUACUCAAACGUGGACCCACUGCUGCUGCUCAAAGCUGCGCUCAUUCUGCAGGCGUGCCAGCGCUGCCCUCUGGUGUUGGCGGGGUGUGUCCUCUUCAGGGGGAGGGUGGUGAGCACGCAGAUGACUCCGGAGCUCACCAUGAAAGUGAUGGUUCACGAGAGUGAGACGCACGACCAGGCUGCAACGAUAGGAGAUGGUGGAACAUCCAGCUGUUUCGGCGAUGCUGUCAGCUCCACUCCUGUGUUCCUCACCACCCAGGAGCUCCACUACCUGCACUCUGCUCCGGUGGACAGCAAAGACAGCAGGUCUUUUCCCACUCCGCACAAAUACACGCCGCUCAAGAAGACUCGACUCUCCCGGACCUUAUCUGACGUGGCCUCCACCGACUCGGAGCCGUCGGAGCUGGGUGGCUCCCAGUCUCCACAGAGCCGGUCGAGUCCUUACUUAUCAGUGUUCAGCCCCGGAGCUCCCCAGAGCAGGGAGGAGGUCACACCCCCGCCACAGACCCUGCCGUCCCCUGCCUCCACUGGCAAAACCUCCCGUCAAGCGGACGAGUCUCUGUACUUCAGUGUUCAGGGUGUGGAAGAACCAGACGCUUCCACUCCCCAAGUAGGAACCUCCGCUAAACACGAAGAGACUCACGGUUACACAGACCCACCGGACGUGAGAGCGCCACCCUCUGACCUCCAGACCGACCAGGCCACCCUGGUCCCCAUGACGCUCUACCUUCACCGGGUGCGGGGCCUGGUCCUGGCUCUGCUGGUCGAGCCUCACUUUUUGAGUGACAGCGCCUCCAUGGAGGAAGUGUACCACAGCUGCCUGGCCUCGCUGAAUGGACUGGAGGCCCAUCUGAGGAGCAUCUCUCCAGGGGCCCUGGCCGCCGCGGCAGCACCCUACGUCUUCGCCCAUUACGACUGCGUUCAGAGCACCCUGGCCACCAACAUGUCUGGUCGACCAGGGGGAGCCCCGGAACGCCCCUUUGUCAGGGCCACGUCGCUGCUCCACUCUCAUUUCUGCAACUCUGAAACUCUGCAGGAGGCUAUUAUCAGGAGCGCCGGGGCUGCCGUGUACGGCACCCGCAGCGUGGCCCACGAGACCUUCUUCCUCCAGCAGGGGGCAGCAGUGAGGAACUCUGGCAUCCCGAACCACCAGGACAGCGCCUUCUCGCUUCCCAGCAAGGCUCGGCACCGGCUGCUGAAGCACGGCGUCAGCCUGCUGUGACCUCGGCGCCCUCACGCUCCUUCACACCUGUGCGGCUGUGUGGCCCCGUACUUUAAACUCUGUCCUGUGAGCGAGCCAUGGACGCAGCAGCAGCUUGUGUUUUCUUAUUAUUCUUAAUAUUUAUGUUGAUCUUAAGUUAUAGUGGACUAAAGAGACACCCUGGUGAAUCCCUUUAUAAAGGUGACGUUACUCUUCAGUUCCGCUCUUACGUCCUGAAGAAGGAAAACUCCAUCCAUCCUCAUCCGCUUAUCCAGCUUCAGAAGGUCACAUCCACCAGCUCCAACUGGAGGAUCCUGAGACGCUCCCGGGCCAUUGAGGAGGUGUCAUCCCUCCACCUGGUCCUGGGUCGACCCCUCGGUCUCCUCCCAGCUCCACCUCCAAAGGGGGGCCUCCAGGGGGCGUCCUCACGAGAUGCCACCUCAAAUGACUCCUCUCAACACGGAGAAGGAGUGGCUCUACUCCGAGUCUCUUCCGAGUGACACGCUCUUUCUAAGGCAGACACCCGCCACCCGUCUGAGAAAACUCAUCUCAGCCGCUUGGAUCUGGAGGGAAAACUGAGUUUUAAAUCACUUUGCUGAGACCAAGUAUCUUUUUGUCCAUGCAGAUUUUGGAUGCUCAUAUUUCACAGCGGUUACAGCGGUUUGUUAAAGUCCCUUUUGUUUUUAUUAUUAUUACCAGUGAUGGCUUGUGCAAAAACUUCCACUAGUGGAUGAAGCAAGUAUCCCAGACCCACUUCUGCUUCUGAGGUCUGACCAUAUUUACACUUGAAACAGUUUGAGGUUCUCGCCCCUGCAGAUGAAGCUAAGAGCCACCUGACACACCAAGUUGCUCGGCGUGAAUGUGUCUGAUGUGAUCAGGUGGUCGUGUCAGGCAGCGUGUGUAAGUCUGUGUUUUAAUAUUUAUUAUGACAGGAGCUGUUUUUCACUGUGAAAACUCCAGAACUACUGACUUCUCUUCCUCCUCUCUCGCGUCACAUCAGUCCUGCUCCAGCUUCUGUUUGGAGCCGCAGGGGUGGCCAGCUUCAGGAGCGGCCCCCGAGUGACCCCGCCGUGCUCUCCUGCUCAGAUUCAGCUCUUGUUGUGAGAAGGUGAAGUGGUGUGUGUGGAAGGACGUGCUCUUCAGGGGAGGAGAGUCAAACAGUCUUCAGACUGAGCCUGUUUUUGUCCAAAUGUUGUCGAGAUAAGUGGUUUAUUUAACAUAUCCAAAUCACCUUUAACCCCUUAUUUACCGGUUGAUGUUGACUCUGGAUCCUGUUUGGCAAGUCACUCCUUCUCUUCCUGAACAUUUAAGACAAAAGAAAGAUGCGUUUACACGGUUAACUGUCCUGUUUUAAAGUAACUUUGCUUGACUUUUGGCUUGACCCCUUGACCCCUGCAGGUACUGACCACUGCAGGCUCGGCAGCCCAUGGGAAGUCAUGUGAUCAGAUCCAUUAGCGCUCAUUCAGUUUCAAUUCUUGCUUUGCCGUUAGAGUGAAUGUUAUAGAUAUAUAUAUAUAUAAAGUAUGUUAUAAAUAUUAAACCUGGACUGUAGCCAUGAGAACUUGCUUUCUGUUUUGGAGGUAUGGUGUGAUGUAGUCAACACAAUGUUUGGUUUACAUUUUUUUUUUAUUUAUAGUUUUUGAUUUUCAAAAAUAGUUUUCGUAUGCGUCUCUGAGAUUCUCUGGUUGUUACUUUGAAAACCGAAUAAUUAUUCAGAUACAAGGGUCAGUGACGAAGCAGCUUUGUGAUGCAAGUAGCUCUGUGACCAACUGUCAGGCAGGUAUCUGAGACAGGACGUGAGAUUGCUUUGAUAGUUGCACCAACCUCCUAGAGUCACUGGAAAACUAUAUAAUAAAGAACAAAUCCCUACAUUUAUUAUUCUAAAAAGACAUAUUUUUAGGUAAUUUAUUCUUUUUUAUUUCAUUUUAAAAUUCAUUCCUGUUUUAUUUUUAUGUAUUUAGAUUUCUAUGUCUGUAUUCGUACCACCGCAGCUGAUAAUAGAAAUGUUCAAUUUCUCCUUAAAAGAGUGUAAUUUCACAAUAUUUCUUCUCCCUCAAUAUAGAUGAACAAAAUAAAAAAUAAAUAAAUGCGUUGUUAAGUGUUUUAUGUCUAUUCCUACAGUGAGGAUCUUAACUUAAAAUAUAAAACACGAAGCGUCAUAGUGUUUCACCUAUUUCUUUUUUUUUUUUUAAUAAUUAUUAUAGCAUUGUUUAUUUAUUUAUUUUAAAAAAGAUAAUUUAAGACUAUUUUCUCGUGGUCCGUUGACUUGAUGGCCCCUCACAACUGUCACAGAACCCAAUGUGGCCCCUUUGGAAUCUGUGCUGCCCUCUUUGCAUUUUCAUUGUAAAUAACUUGGUAUUUACGUCUUAUAUUUUUAAAACAAUGUCAUUUUUUCAACUCGUCCCUUUGAAAAAAAAGAACAUGAUUCAGUAUCUUAUGUACUGCACACCUUUCGUUAUGUAAGCCAAUGUAUAU
Molecule: messenger RNA, 5634 nt
Organism: Synchiropus splendidus (mandarinfish)
Lineage: Eukaryota; Metazoa; Chordata; Actinopteri; Syngnathiformes; Callionymidae
Gene: hps4
Product: HPS4 biogenesis of lysosomal organelles complex 3 subunit 2
Exons: 14
Coding region: 1477-3180 (567 amino acids)
Biological process (GO): vesicle-mediated transport
Source: RefSeq, a predicted model, not a curated record